Messenger RNA from Thermothelomyces thermophilus ATCC 42464, 654 nucleotides. RefSeq lists its product as uncharacterized. Bases 1 to 654 code for a protein of 217 amino acids. The record is from RefSeq and is a predicted model, not a curated record. Lineage: Eukaryota; Fungi; Ascomycota; Sordariomycetes; Sordariales; Chaetomiaceae. The transcript has 3 exons.
AUGCGUUCCAUCGCGUUCCUCCUUCCCGCGCUCGUCGCCGCCGGCCCCAUCGGUCCGGUCGUUGGCAAUGAUGGCUGGGCCGAUGCUCCGGACCCCAAGGAGAUCCAGAUCGUCUCGGCCAGCUUCUCUGGCAACGGAUGCCCCCAGGGAACCGUGUCCACCAGCAUCUCCCCCGACAAGACCGUCAUCACUUUCGGCUUCGACGCGUUCCAGACCUACAUCGGGCCUGGCUUCAACCCCACUGAGAGGAGCAAGAACUGCCAGCUCCACUUGAACCUCCAGUACCCCAGCGGCUUCCAGUUUGCCGUGCUCGAGAGCACGUACCACGGCUACGCACAGCUCGAGACGGGCGUGACGGGCACCUUCUACAGCACGUACUACUUCAGCCAGGACGCGUCGGCCACGACGACGACGCAGACGUCCAUCACGGGCGGCGGCAUCUGGGAGCAGGGCCAGGUGUACACCAAGACGGACCAGAUCCCGACGGCCAGCUACAUCUUCUCGCCGUGCGGCGCCAAUGGCAUCCUCAACAUCAACAACCGCAUUGCCCUCACCAGCACCAACUCGUCCGCCAUCGGCCUCAUCACUGACGACGAUGCCACCGUUGCCCUCACUCAGCAGAUCAACAUCGCGUGGCGCUCGUGCGGCAACUAA